CAGAGCAGGGCAGGCAUGUUGGCGCUACAGCUACAAAAACAUACCAUGAACUCCUUAUAGUUUUUUUCGGUCUGUCCUCACAGGGAGGUAUGGACAUGGCUGUGAAUUUCUUGUUCUUCGUUGCCGUGAACCUUGCCUAUUUAGCUGUAAAUGGAUAUUUGGUCUGCGGGGAAAGAUCAUUCUCUAUAGACUACAAGAACAACUGCUUCCUAAAAGAUGGGAGGCCUUUCCAGUACAUCUCUGGCAGUAUUCACUACUCCAGGAUCCCUCGGUACUACUGGAAGGAUCGGCUCGCCAAGAUGUACAUGGCAGGGCUCAAUGCAGUCCAAAUAUAUGUGCCCUGGAACUAUCAUGAGGCAGUACAUGGGGUGCACAACUUCACAGGGGACCGAGACUUGGAGCAUUUCCUGAGCCUGGCUAAUGAUACCGGCCUUCUUGUCAUCCUACGUCCAGGACCUUACAUAUGUGCAGAGUGGGAAAUGGGCGGUUUGCCAGCGUGGCUGCUUGAGAAGCCGAACAUCUUACUUCGCUCAGCUGACACAGAUUAUGUGGAGGCAGUCAGCAACUGGCUGGCUGUUCUCCUCCCCAAAGUGAAGCCCUGGCUCUAUACCAACGGGGGCAACAUCAUUAGUGUCCAGGUUGAGAAUGAAUAUGGAAGUUACUACGCUUGUGACUACAACUACAUGCGUCACCUGCGGACACUGUUCCGCUUCUUCCUGGGCGAGGACACGGUCCUGUUCACCACUGAUGGAAACACAGACAAGGAGAUGUCAUGUGGGACUCUGGAAGGACUAUAUGCCACUGUUGACUUUGGCACAGAUGUCAAUAUAACAAAAGCCUUCGACCGUCAGAGGAGGUUUGAACCUCACGGCCCCCUGGUGAACUCGGAGUUCUACACCGGCUGGUUGGACCACUGGGGAGAUCAGCAUGCCGUGGUUGACACUCAGAAGGUCAGCAGAGUGCUAGCAGAAAUGCUCUCCAUGGGGGCCAACGUCAACAUGUACAUGUUUGAGGGAGGCACAAACUUCGGCUACUGGAACGGUGCUGAUCAUGACAACAGGUUUCGCUCAGUAGUGACGAGUUAUGAUUACAACGCCCCGCUGACUGAGGCAGGAGACCCUACAGAGAAGCUGCUGGCCAUCAGAGAUGUCAUUAAGCUGUUUAGAGAUGUUCCAUCCGGUCCCAUGCCACCAGCAACUCCCAAAUUUGGCUAUGGCUUUGUGACCCUGAGCAAGGUUGGCAACAUCAGCAGUCUAUUGAACAUCCUCUCACCCCAAGGGCCUGUCAAAUCCCAGUACCCUCUGACAUUUGAGCAGAUGAAACAGUACUAUGGAUAUAUGCUGUAUCGGACCACGCUGCCCAGGGACCUCUCAGAGCCCACGCCACUUAUCUCUCCACUGAAUGGGGUUCAUGACCGUGCAUAUGUGUCCGUCAAUGGGGAAUACCAGGGCCUACUGGAGAGAGACACCACACUAGUGAUUAAUGUCACUGGGCGGCAGGGAGACACCAUGGACAUCCUGGUGGAGAACAUGGGCAGGGUCAACUUUGGCAGCAAAAUAAACGACUACAAGGGCCUCGUGAGCAACCUGAUCCUGGGAAAAUAUGUGCUGACUGACUGGGAGAUCUACCCUCUGGACAUUGACGGAGCCAUAGCUGGGAGAUGGCCUCAUUCAGACAGUCGGCACCCCUUGCCCGGCCUUCAGAGAGAGCCUUCAAGUGGGCCAGUCUUCUACACAGGAACCUUACAGCCCAUUGGUCUGGCUUGGGACACCUUUCUCAAGCUCAUUGAAUGGACAAAGGGCCAGGUGUGGAUCAACGGUGUGAAUCUGGGUCGGUACUGGCCAGCCAGGGGCCCUCAACAGACUCUGUACGUCCCGGGACCCCUGCUCAGCACCAGCCAGCCCAACAACAUCACAGUGCUGGAGCUGGAGAAGGCCCCGGCACAUUUACAGGUUCUCUUCAUGGACCGGCCUCAGCUUGACAGCCCUGUUGUAAAGCCAUGAGAGCGCACUUCCAGUCACUGUCAGAGAAUACGGGUCUGUUCAGGGUAUGAUAGAGGUGAUGUGUCAUCCCAGCAGCGUUGACUGAAACACUCCGCCUCCUAACAGUCCAACUGGCAUGUGAAGCGAUUGCCCAGAGUAACAAAACUCUGUCCGAUAUUAUUUCUGUCGCAUCAGUAUUCUCACUCACUCAUGUUUUUGACAAUCAGUGUUUCAUAAAUAGCCAUUUUUUAAUCAGUACUUAAGACAUCCAGUGCCAAUUGCUUGCACUGAUUUUAACCUUUAAUGCAGCUCUCCACAGCCAAACACCAAUCAUACCAUCUUGCACAGAAAAAAGCCAAAAAGUGUGCCUAUUGAUUCUUUAUCACAGUUGCCUUGUUUUUCCUUUUUUAAUCAUUGCAGAUUCAGUGAAUAAAUUAUACAUUUGCUUUUUAAUA
Messenger RNA from Myripristis murdjan (pinecone soldierfish), 2437 nucleotides. It is a transcript of the gene glb1l, whose product is annotated as galactosidase, beta 1-like. The coding region runs from base 90 to 2003 and encodes 637 amino acids. The record is from RefSeq and is a predicted model, not a curated record. Lineage: Eukaryota; Metazoa; Chordata; Actinopteri; Holocentriformes; Holocentridae. Gene Ontology annotation, molecular function: beta-galactosidase activity. The transcript is spliced from 16 exons. Gene Ontology annotation, biological process: carbohydrate metabolic process.